Messenger RNA from Macaca mulatta (Rhesus monkey), 4629 nucleotides. The record is from RefSeq and is a predicted model, not a curated record. NCBI's taxonomy places the organism in Eukaryota, Metazoa, Chordata, Mammalia, Primates, Cercopithecidae.
UCAAGGACCCGCUCCAGCUGACCUCUAACCCCCUGGGGCCGCCUGAGCCCCGGUCUUCCGGCGCCUCCCAUCUCCCAUGGGAAUCUCCCCAUGCGCCCACUCCCCCGGGAGACCCGGGGGACUUUGAUUACCUGGGGCCCUCUGCUUCCUCGCAGAUGUCAGCCCCACCCCGGGAAUCGACUGCCUCCAGAACUCCGGGUGAACUCAGAUGAGCCUCCAGGGCCCCCUGAGCGAGUUGGACUUUCUCAAUUCCAUCUAGAACCUGAAACUCAAAAUCCAGAGACGCUUGAACACAUCCAAUCCUCUUCACUCCAGCAAAAAGCCCCAGGGCAGCUUCCACAGCUCCCUGAGGAGGAAGAACCUUCUUCCACCCAGCAGGAGGCCCCAGCUCUGCCUCCAGCAUCCUCUAUGGAGAGUCUAACUCUACCGAAUCGUGAGGUGACAGUUCAGCCUCCAGGUGAGGAUCAAGCUCAUUAUAACUUGCCCAACAUUACAGUUAAACCUGCAGAUGUGGAGGUUACCAUAACUUCAGAGCCUACCAAGGAGACAGAAUCUUUCCAAGCCCAGCAGGAGGCCCCGAUUCAGUUUCCAGAGGAGGCGGAACCUUCUGCAACCCAACAGGAGCCCCCAACUGAGCUUGCAGGUCCUCCUAUGGAGCAUGAACUUUCCCCCAGUGAGCAGGAGCAGCCAGCUCAGCCUUCUGAGUCUUCUGGGGAGGUGGAGUUUUCUCCAGCCCUGCAGGAGACCCCAGCUCAGCCCUCAGAACAUCAUGAAGUCACAGUUUCACCUCCAGGUCACCAUCAAACUCAGCACUCAGUUUUGCCCAACAUCUCUGUUAAGCCUCCAGACAUGCAGCUCACCAUAGCAACAGAGCCUAGUGCAGAGGUGGGAACUUCUCCAGUCCUCCAGGAGGCUACAGCUCAGCUCUCAGGGCCAGGUAAUGAUGCAGAACCUCUCGCCAUCCAGCACGGGGGCCCACCUCUGCCUCCAGAGUCACUGGAAGAGGCUGGACCUUCAGCAAUUCAACAGACUUCAGUUCAAUCUCCGGAACCUGUUAAUAAUGAGAACCCCUCUCCAACCCAGCAGGAGGCUGCAGCUGAGCAUCCACAGACCGCUGAGGAGGGUGAGUCUUCUCUAACCCAGCAGGAGGCCCCAGCUCAGACUCCAGAGCUCCCUAAUGUAGUUGUAGCUCAACCUCCAGAGCAUUCAAACCUGACUCAAGCCACAGUUCAACCUUUGGACCUGGGACUUACCAUCACUCCAGAACCCACUACAGAGGUUGGACAUUCUACACCCCUGAAGAAGACUCUAGUUCCUCCAAAGCAUCCUAAGGUGACACUUCUACAUCCAGACCAGGUUCAGACUCAGCAUUCACACCUGACUCAAGCCACAGUUCAACCUUUGGAUCUAGGGUUUACCAGCACUCCAGAAUCCACGACAGAGGUUGAACCCUCAACAGCCCUAACGACUACAGCUCCUCCUCCAGAACACCCUGAGGUGACACUUCCACCUUCAGACAAGGGUCAGGCUCAGCAUUCACACCUGACUCAAGUCACAGUUCAACCUCUAGCCCUGGAGCUUACCAUAACUACAGAACCUACUACAGAGGUUAAACCAUCUCCAACCACAGAGGAGAACUCAACUCAGCCUCCAGACCCGGGGCUUGCUGUAACUCCAGAGCCCACUACAGAGACUGGACAUUCUACAGCCCUGGAGACGACUACAGCUCCUCGUCCAGACCAGGUUCAGACUCUGCAUCGAAAACUGACUGAAGUCACAGGUCCACGUACUGAACUAGAACCUACUCAAAAUUCAUUGGUACAGUCUGUAACUUUCGCCCAAAAUAAGACUUUAACUGCAUCAGAGGAACAGAAGGCCUCCACAAGCACCAACAUAUGUGAACUCUGUACCUGCGGAGAUGAGACACUGUCAUGUAUUAAUCUCAGCCCAAAGCAGAGGCUCCGCCAAGUGCCUGUGCCAGAGCCCAACACCUACAAUGGCACCUUCGCCAUCUUAAAUUUCCAAGGAAACUAUAUUUCGUACAUUGAUGGAAAUGUAUGGAAAGCAUACAUUUGGACCGAGAAACUAAUUCUCAAUGAAAAUUAUUUGACUGAAUUACAUAAGGAUUCAUUUGAAGGCCUGCUAUCCCUCCAGUAUUUAGAUUUAUCCUGCAAUAAAAUACAGUCUAUUGAAAGACGUACAUUUGAACCACUACCAUUUUUGCAGUUUACAAAUCUUGGUUGCAAUUUACUCACAGAACUGAGCUUUGGAACAUUUCAGGCCUGGCACGGAAUGCAGUUUUUACACAAGUUAAUUCUCUAUCGCAAUCCUCUCACCACUGUUGAAGAUCCGUAUCUCUUUAAAUUGCCAGCAUUAAAAUAUCUAGACAUGGGAACAACGCAAGUCCCACUUACAACACUUAAGAACAUUCUCACGAUGACUGUUGAACUGGAAAAACUGAUCUUACCUAGCCGUAUGGCCUGCUGCCUCUGCCAAUUUAAAAACAGCAUUGAGGUUGUCUGCAAGACAGUCAAGCUGCAUUGCAACAGUGCAUGUCUGACAAACACCAUACAUUGUCCUGAAGAAGCAUCUGUAGGGAAUCCAGAAGGAGCGUUCAUGAAGGUGUUACAAGCCCGGAAGAAGCACACGAGCACUGAGCUGACUAUUGAGCCGACGCCCUCAGACAGCAGUGACAUCAACUUGUCAGGCUUUGGGAGUGAGCAGCUAGACACCAAUGACGAGAGUGAGGUUAUCAGUGCACUAAGUUACAUCUUGCCGUAUUUCUCAGCAGGAAAUCUAGAUGCGGAAUCAAUAUUGUUACCGUUCACUAAACUGCUUUUUGCAAAUGUGCAAGAUCGCGAUAGGCCCCUGAGUAUUUUGAAAAACAAUACAAACAGCCCUUCUCUUCAACCUGCAUCCAACAACUCAACUUAUGAAAAUAAAUUGAGAAAGCUAUAUUUGCUAGAAAAGACACUAAAUGCGGAAAAACAAGAAAAAAUCAAUGAAGUUAAAAGGGACAAAAAAACUGCCAUGCUUAUGCAGUCCAGCCUUCUAGGUAACAAAUUUAAACGCCAAUUAUUUGAAAAGAAAUUAGAAACUGUCCAACCACAGGAAAACAGCCUGGCAAAGAUUCAAAGUGUAGGCAACAACCUGCAGAGAGUGAACAGAGUCCUCACGGGCCCAAGGAGCAUCCAGAAAAGGCACUUCAAAGAGGUGGGAAAGCAGAGCACCAGGAGGGAAGAGGGUGCGCAGGCAUUUGUGGAGAGCGCUGCCCAAGAAAAAAGGCUCGGGAGCCCGGUCUCAAGGGAGCUGGAACAGCCUCACACAGAGCAGGGGCGUGAGAAGUUAGUGGGAAACACCGUCUACACCAAGCCUUCGUUCACCCAAGAGCUUAACGCAGCAGUCUCCUCUGUGCUGAAACCCUUCUCCAUGGGCGAGCCUUCUGCCUCCACCCCUGCAAAAGCCCUACCUGAGGUCAGAGACAGAUCAAAAGACUUAACCCAUGCCAUUUUCAUUUUAGAAAAUGCAAAGGCUAGAGUUAAAAGUAUGAAGGCUGCUAAACCAAUCAUACAUUCCAGAAAAAACUACCGCUAUCAUAAAACUCGCUCCCGCGUGGCCCACACAACACCCAAGGUCAAAAAGAUUAGAAAGUUGAGAAAGGAAAGUUAUCUCGAUAGACUGAUGCUUGCAAAGAGGCCGCUGUUCUCUGCAGCGAAGAGCCUCAUAAAUUCCCUUUCACAAGGGACUUUUUCAUCUUUAGGAGACUGGAGUCCUCAGGAAAAUCCUUUUCCUAAACUAUUUGAUCCUUCAGAACGUGUUAUAGAGGACACUAAUGUAAAGAACACAACUGCAAGAAAUGCCUCUGAAGAAAACAUUUUUAUGGAAAACACUACUAUGCCGGAAGGCACCAUCUCUGAAAACACAACCUACAAUCCUCCUCCUGAGGCAGAUUCCGCUGGGACUGCGUUCAACUUAGGGCCAGCUGUUAAACGAACUAAUCAGACACAAUGGGAAUACAACAAUGUGGGCACUGACCUGUCCCCCGAGCCCAAAAGCUUCAAUUACCUGUUGCUCUCGUCUGCAGGUGAUCAGUUUGAAAAUCAGCUAACCGAGCAGCUACGGUCCCUCAUCCCCAACAACAAUGUGAGAAAGCUCAUUUCUCAUGUAAUCCGGACCUUAAAGAUGGACUGCUCUGACACCCGUGUGCAACUGACCUGUGCCAAGCUCAUCUCCAGGACAGGCCUCCUGAUGAAGCUUCUCCGUGAGCAGCAGGAAGUAAAGGCGUCCAAGGCAGAAUGGGAUACGGAACAGUGGAAAACUGAGAACUAUAUUAAUGAGAGCAUGGAAGCCCAGAGUGAACAGAAAGAGCAGAAGUUGAGUGAGCUCACGAAAGAAGUUCCAGGAUAUGGCUAUAACAACAAACUCAUCUUGGCAUUAUUUGUGACCGAAAUUCUAACGACUUUAAUUAUAAUUUGCUGCCUCAUUGAGAUUCGUUGGAAGAAGAGAAGGGCAUCAAAGGAAGAUAACUUGAGCCCAAGCUAAGUCGUCUGGAUGACCUGGAGCCGUGUUUGAAAAAUUUUAUUGUUAAGUAUUGUUUUUUACUGAUUAAAUCAAUGAUAACAUUCUUUA